This is a messenger RNA of Cladophialophora immunda, 1644 nucleotides long. RefSeq lists its product as uncharacterized. The transcript has a single exon. Lineage: Eukaryota; Fungi; Ascomycota; Eurotiomycetes; Chaetothyriales; Herpotrichiellaceae. The record is from RefSeq and is a predicted model, not a curated record. Bases 1 to 1644 code for a protein of 547 amino acids.
AUGGCGCAGAUUACCCAUUCUACUGUCCGCGAGCUUCGCUUUGUCGCUGUCAGCGGCCAGAAAUCCCAUCCGACGACAGACAAGAAGGAGCGCAGCUCAGUGCGGGCUUUCGUCAUGCGAGAUUAUCUGAGACAGAAGAGCGAUCCCACAUCGAAAUUUACCCCUGCAAACGUGGGCGAGCGCAUGACUUCCCACAUAUCUCGAUUUCGAUCCACCAGACCUUCUUCGACUGUGAAGCCCAGGAAGCGAAGAACGGUAGCAACUCGUGAUCGCGGAUCGGGUGGAAAGCCUAGGAGUCAGCGGACGCUUGUCCCAGCACUUCCUGCAUCGAACGAGGAACGUUCGCGGAACUCACGGCUGCACGAUCUGGACGCGUUGGAUCCUUUCGGUACGCUGGAUGUUGAUCUCAAAGAAUCGCAAACCCAAAGUCUCCUUCAAUACUACCAAACUUCUUUCUGGGCCAACUCGUUUGCCUGCAAUCCCGAGGCGAGGUGGAUAUCUGUUGCACUAAUGGACCCGGCAAUCAUCCACGCGACACUGAGUUUAGUAGCUAUCCACAGAAGAGACCGUUUCUCUAUUGAUCUGUCCAAGGUCUACUUCAAGCACCGGGGCGAAGCCAUGCAGAUUGUUGCACGGAGACUGAACAAUCUGCAAGAAUCUCUGAGUGAUGAAACGAUUGGUGCAGUGGCGCUUCUCUCGAGUUCCGACAACCACUUUGAAUGGCCGUCGGAAGCUCAAACAACCCAUUCACAGGGCUUAGGGCAUUUGAUUUCCAUCCGUGGUGGCAUGGAGACUUUGGAUUCGAACAGACAUAUCCAGAGGGUGGUAGGAUGGGCGGACUUGCUGCAGUCCGCCAUGCAUGGUACAAAACUUCGACUUCGCAUGCCAGCUGUGGUGGAGGAAGCUUCAGCCGAAGGUCUGAUUCCGGACAAUGAGAACAAAGAGGAGCAAAAGACGUUGUCAGGCACUCUCUUGCAGGAUCUACCUCAAGGCAUAGGCGAUAUGCUGCGACAGCUCCGCAUUUUGUCGUCCUUGAAGACAGUUUUGCUCCAGGAUCGCGAACAACAAUUAUGCCGGACAUUUAGCAACCUGCUCUGGAAACUCGAGUAUUCUAUACUAGAUGUGCCACAGAGACCGGCGAGCGGCGCUGAUCACAGUCAAGGGAGUGCCCUCACUCAGGAGAGGCUGAUGGGAGAUGUGGUGGGCAUCGCCACGCUGAUAUUUUCAUAUCUGACCCUCCGGGACCUUGCUGCGCCUAUUCUCUACCUCAGGCUGGGUGGUCGGCUGAGAGCGUCUGCAUCCGCAAUGAUAACGCCUCGGCAAAGACCACAAAAGCACAUUGAAUUAUCGGAAACCGAGGGUCAGCUCCUUGGUGAUCAGUUUCUGGGCGACAGCCAGCUCGCUGUUCUCCUGUGGUCGUUUUAUCUUGGCUGGCGUGGCUCCCAAAAGGACGUCAAGAACCGGACAUGGUUUGCUGAUCAAGUUGCGCAGCUUUGCUGGAGGCACGGAAUCUUAUCGUACGAGUCAAUCAAGGGGAAGAUCCAGAGCGUAAUUCCCCAAGCGCGUACGUUGUUGGAGAUUCAAGAGGACUUCUGGGACGAGGUAGAAGAAGUCAUAUGGUCGGAGAUGAUCUCUCUGCACUAG